AUCGUCCUGAGCGGCUGCAUUUAUUCACACACGCUAUUACACACACUUUCCUUUAGACCCUCAGUACUCGCUGUGGUUCUGGAGAUCGGCUGUGUGAAGAUGCCUUACAACAGCCAGUACGGACAGAAGAUCCAGGCGGAGAACACGCAGGGCGACGGGAAGACGUUCGAGCAGCUGCGACAGGAAUGUUUGCAGAAGGGAAAGUUGUUUGAGGAUCCCGACUUCCCAGCGGUUGACACCUCACUCUUUUAUAGUGAAAAGGUCCCGGUUAACUUUGAAUGGAAGAGGCCGAAGGAAAUAUGCAAAGACCCACAGUUUAUUGCUGGAGGAGCCACCAGGACCGACAUUUGCCAGGGGCAGCUGGGAGACUGUUGGCUGUUGGCCGCGAUUGCCUCUCUGACCAUGUACGAUGACACGCUGAGGAGAGUCGUGCCGCACGACCAGGACUUUGGUCGCAACUAUGCUGGCAUCUUUCAUUUCCAGUUCUGGCAACAUAACAAGUGGUUGGAUGUUGUGGUGGAUGACAGACUCCCUUGUGUUAGGAACAACCUGGUGUUUGUUCACUCCGCAGACAACACAGAGUUCUGGAGUGCACUUCUGGAGAAGGCCUACGCCAAGCUGAACAGCAGUUAUGAAGCUCUGAAAGGGGGGAGCACCAUGGAGGCCAUGCAGGACUUCUCUGGUGGCGUGGGGGAGAUGUACGAGACGAAGAAACCGCCGACUGACUUCUUCAACAUCCUCAAGAAAGCUGUGGAGAGAGGAUCCAUGCUGGGCUGUUCCAUCGAUAUCACAAGUUCUGCUGAGUCUGAAGCUCAAACCUCUACCGGUCUGGUUAAAGGCCACGCUUACUCCAUCACUGGAGUGGAAGAGGUCAACUGCAGAGGAUCCAAAGUCCAGCUCAUCCGAGUCAGGAACCCCUGGGGUCAGGUGGAGUGGAACGGCCGCUGGAGCGACAAUUCCAAGGAAUGGAAAGGAGUUGACAGUGCAGACAAAAAUCGAUUGCUUAACAAUGCCCUGGAAGACGGAGAGUUCUGGAUGGAGUUUGAAGACUUCAAAGCAAACUUCGAUAAGGCCGAGAUCUGUAAUCUCACUCCAGAUUGCCUGGUGGACGACGGUAAGAAGAAAUGGGAGGUGAGCUUGUUUGAGGGCAGCUGGAUCAGAGGCACCACUGCUGGCGGAUGCAGGAACUACAUCGACACGUUCUGGACGAACCCCCAGUUCAAGAUUCGACUGAAGGAUCCCGAUAAGGGUGACAAUCUAUGCAGUGUCAUCGUGGCUCUCAUGCAGAAGAACCGUCGUCGCCUCAGGAAAGAGGGGCUUGACAUGGAGACCAUCGGCUUUGCCAUUUAUGAGGCUGCAAAUGAUGAAGACCAACAGGGGAAAGACUUCUUCCGGUAUAACGGCUCCAAAUAUCGCAGCCGUGCCUACGUCAACAUGAGGGAGGUCUCCGAGCGCUUCAGACUCCCACCUGGAAACUAUCUUCUGGUGCCUACCACCUUCCAGCCACACCAAGAGGCCGACUUCCUCAUCCGCCUCUUCUCAGAGAACAAAGCUGCAGCCAUUGAGAUGGGAAACACUAUUCAGGCUGACCUUCCUGAUCCACCAGUACCGAAUCCUCCUGAGGAAGAAACCGAUGAGGAGAAAGGUCUGAGGAGAUUGUUUGAGCAGAUCGCUGGCUCGGACAUGGCCAUCAGUGCCACAGAAUUACAGCAGGUGCUAAAUGCAGUCCUGAGCAGAAGAAAAGAAGUGAAGUUUGAUGGUGUGAGCCUCAGUACCUGUCACAGCAUCAUCAAUCUCAUGGAUGUCGAUAACACAGGAAUGCUGGAAUUCGAGGAGUUCAAAGUCUUCUGGGACAAACUGAAGAAAUGGAUUAUGCUGUUCUUGUCUUUCGAUACGGAUCGUACAGGCCGCAUGUCUGCCUAUGAGCUCCGCACCGCUCUCAACGCAGCAGGGAUGCAGUUGAAUAACAAGAUUCUUCAGCUAUUGGGUCUCAGGUUCAUGGAUGCCAAUUUUGACAUUGACUUUGACGAUUACCUGACCUGUAUCGUUCGAUUGGAGAACAUGUUCAGGGUUUUCCAAGGAUUUGACAAGCAUAAGAAGGGUGAGAUCAAUCUAAAUAUGCAGCAGUUCCUGUUUUUGUCCAUGAACGUCUGAGGAUUUCAUGAAACAAGAGGAAGAACAAAAGAUUAGAACAUCUGUUUGAAGCCACUGUGGAUCUCGACACGUACUGAAUACACACGCUUUUGUUUUGUUUGUUUUCAGAUUCUUUAUAAAUACUGAUGGUGUUAAUGAGAAGAUUUUACUGUGAUUAACCCCCCCCCCAAAAAAACGUGUUGCAAACAAUUUCCAGUGUCGUAUUCUCGAUUGUAUGUGUUUACUCUUAUUUGGUUUUGAUUUGGGAUAUGAUGACCCCUUUGUGCUUGUGCCAGAUCUUAUAUUCUUUUAAUGGCUGCUAAACUUAUCUGAGCUUUCAGUUGCUUUUUAAAGUCACCGACUAACAUGAAUGAAUGAAAGAAAUAAAAAGUUUGUGC
Messenger RNA from Triplophysa dalaica, 2531 nucleotides. It is a transcript of the gene capn9, whose product is annotated as calpain 9. Gene Ontology annotation, biological process: proteolysis. Gene Ontology annotation, molecular function: calcium ion binding; calcium-dependent cysteine-type endopeptidase activity. Gene Ontology annotation, cellular component: cytoplasm. The record is from RefSeq and is a predicted model, not a curated record. The transcript is spliced from 20 exons. Bases 100 to 2154 code for a protein of 684 amino acids. Lineage: Eukaryota; Metazoa; Chordata; Actinopteri; Cypriniformes; Nemacheilidae.